AAUGAAACCAAUCAGAGAGAGAUGGCUGUCUCUUUUAAUUCCCUCAAAUGAACUAACUGCUGAUGGAAUAGAAAAGAGCAAUGAAACAUACCAAGAGUAUCUUAAAGGCGCAUCCGUUCCCAAACAAACCAGUGAUCUAAUACAUAAGGACAUAGAAAGGACUAAGAUUGUGUCCAUCACAGGGAUUUCCUCUAAUUAUCUUGAUAAAGUCCGAGACCAGGAAAAGGUCCGGGUUGUUAUAGAAAGAAUUUUGACAGUCUUUGCAUACACAAACAAAUCAAUUGGGUAUGUACAGGGAAUGAAUGUAAUAUGCGCAAUUAUAUACUAUGUAAUGUCCUAUAAUGAACAGCCAUACAGCGAAUCCCUUUGUUACUUUUGUUUUUUCAACCUUAUGGUGGACAUUGGUGACUAUUUUACUGAAAAAAUGGACAACGCAGAGACGGGGAUUUUUGGGCAGCAGAGGGCCAUACUAGAAAUACUAAAGCAGAAAGAUUCUCUUCUAUACACGCACAUAGCAAAGAAGAAUCUGUUUAAAAAUAGCGCAUUCCACAUUAGAUGGAUGAUUCUUCUAUUUUCAGCUGAGUUUGAGCUAAAAGACACAUUGAUUUUAUGGGAAAGAUUCUUUCAUGAGAGCCCAAAAAGAAAAAUGAUUCCUUACUUCUGUGCCGCUUCUUUGGUUACACUAAGAGAAAUAAUAAUUAAUGAUGAUGAAAUGAAAACACUUGGCUCACUAGAGGUAGUGCGGAUAAAUCCAUACAAUGCUCUUGCUAUAGCAGAAGAGUUCCUUAAGGCCAUUCCAUAUAGCACACUUUUCCACUCAUCUGCUAAUCCCCACUUAAAUAAGCCAAGCAGAAAAGCAUCGCGCGCUCCACACAAUAAAAUAGCUCAAUAA
This is a messenger RNA of Nematocida parisii ERTm1, 892 nucleotides long. RefSeq lists its product as uncharacterized. The record is from RefSeq and is a predicted model, not a curated record. Gene Ontology annotation, molecular function: GTPase activator activity. Lineage: Eukaryota; Fungi; Microsporidia. The annotation marks the transcript as partial. Gene Ontology annotation, biological process: activation of GTPase activity; intracellular protein transport. The transcript has a single exon.